AUGAAACCAGAAACUUUAGUUAUGAAAAUAAUAGAAGCUAUGGAAACGAAUUCGCCGACUCUAAUAACUUACAACGGUAAAAAAGUGCAUAUAACCCAAAAGAUUAUCGGUAAAUACAAACAUUGCAAAGUCAGAGACGAUAUAGAGAAUUUAACUAAAAAAGGUGGAUUUUUACCUUUCUUACCUUUAAUCUUUGCUGGUUUAGCUGCAGCUGGUGCAACUGCUGGUGGAGCUGCUGGGAUAGCCAAAGCUGUCAACGAUAAGAAAGCUGAAGCCGCUGCAAACGCCGAAGCACGUAGACACAAUUUGACAAUGGAAAGAGAAGCACGAGGAGGUUCGGGAGUAGGAGAUAUAUUAGGGACGGUUAAAGAAUUCGGACAAAGAUUUGGCGAAGAAACCAAGAAAACCGUUAAAGAGGGAUUAAGCAAAUUAAUAGAUAAAAUCGACACCGGAGAAAUGAAGUCUAUAAAUCACGGAAUGGAUAGAGAUACAUUUAAAAAGGUUUGUAAAGCUCAAUGGAGAAACCCUGAUGAUCAUGGAUAUGUAUUUGUAAAUACUAGAAAACCUGCGUGA
Lottia gigantea (owl limpet) is the source of this 573-nucleotide messenger RNA. RefSeq lists its product as hypothetical. Lineage: Eukaryota; Metazoa; Mollusca; Gastropoda; Lottiidae. The coding region runs from base 1 to 573 and encodes 190 amino acids. The transcript has 2 exons. The record is from RefSeq and is a predicted model, not a curated record.